AUGGCGGGGCUCGUGAACUUCGAGGACGAGGAGGAGGUGCGCGCCUACCUGGAGAACCUGCACAUCGAGUACAGCUACCAGUGCUACCGYGAGGGCGACCCCGACGGCUGCCAGCGCCUCGCCGACUACCUGGAGGCCGUGAAGAAGGACUUUGAGGCGACGGCGCGGGUGCUGCGCGAAAACUGCGAGGCGCACGGGCACAGCGAGAGCUGCUACAAGCUGGGAGGCUACCAGGCCAUCGGGAAAGGUGGACUCGUCCCAGAUUUGAAAGCUGCCUACAACUCCUUUAUGAAGUCUUGUGAGAAAGGUGGGAAGAGGUCAAUAAAUGCUUGUCAUAACAUUGGGCUCUUGGCCCACGAUGGGCGAGUAAAUGGUGAUAAACCCGACGCAGUUGUCGCUAGAGACUAUUACACGAAAGCCUGUGAUGGCAAUUUUGCUCCUAGCUGUUUCAACCUCAGUGUAAUAUACCUGCAAGGAGCACAGGGGGUCCCCAAGGACAUGAACCAAGCCUUGCAGUAUUCCCUGAAAGCCUGUGAGCUGGGUCAUGUGUGGGCUUGUGCUAAUGCCAGUCGAAUGUAUAAACUGGGAGAUGGCAUUGAGAAGAACGAUACCAAGGCAGAAGCGUUGAAAAACAGGGCCAAACAGUUGCAUAAAGAACAGAGAGAAGCACCGAUUUCCAUAACUUUUGGGGAGUAAAACUGUCAUUUGUAGUUCUUAAAUUGGAAUUUUACAUGUUUAGUGAACUGGUUAUUUAAAUCAUGUGGACAUACAGCUUUUACUCAGAGUAAAUAAAUAUUCUGUAAAUUUUUGCAUAUAAAAAUAAAUCUAUGUUUUCUGGACAUAGUGUGGUCAACUCUGGCGCCGUUUUAUCCACCUUUAAAUACUUGUGUUUUUAGAUUCCUGCCUUUCCUUUAAGAAGGGCAAAAACUUCUGGACUUUGGAAAGUUUGUCUCUGAACUCAAGCAAGGAGAGCUCUUGCUUAUUAUGUUUCAGUGUCAAGGCUUGUGCUACGGGAAGUUCUAAUACCAAAAAAAUAGUUGCAAGGUCAUUCAAACUUCAACAUUCAAAACUAUACUAAAAACUUGCCAGCACCUGUGGAACUUGGAUGAUGUGCACACGUAGAUGGGCUGCUCUGAGGCUUCUCAGUGCCGAAAUGGUCUGAGAAACUUGAGUCAUUUCAUUUGCUGAAGGUAACAUUUGUUGUCCAAAAACUGUAUUAAGACUUGUUGUUUUAUUUACUCUGUCAUGAAACUAUCAAAAAAACACACAUAACCAGGAGAAAAAAAACUUGAUCUAUGAAGAAAUACUAAUUUUGUAUUCUACUAAGGUA
Molecule: messenger RNA, 1330 nt
Organism: Nothoprocta perdicaria
Lineage: Eukaryota; Metazoa; Chordata; Aves; Tinamiformes; Tinamidae
Product: cytochrome c oxidase assembly factor 7B
Exons: 3
Coding region: 1-696 (231 amino acids)
Cellular component (GO): mitochondrial intermembrane space
Molecular function (GO): protein binding
Source: RefSeq, a predicted model, not a curated record